AAAGUUUCUGGGGAAAAAAAAAUUUAGGAAAAAUUGGACUACCCAAUUCAAUGACUGAUUGACUGCGUUAGAAGCCAACCACAAGACCCCAAAAAGUAGCUACAGCACUACUAAGACAGCCAAGGAAGAGUACCCACCACUUCACCUUCCAAACUACUCCCUAAGCAACCCGUCUAAGCCCAGCUCUCUGCCUCGUAGACUCCAUGUAGUUUUCACUUUCCAACUUUGACAUAGACUGACUUCAUUACGUCUACAUUCCUCUUUCUUAAGAUCCUCAUAUUCCUUGAAGCUCAGCAGAUUUGUGGUGCAAUGGAACAAGCACAGUAUCGAGUGUGGGCGAAGAGGAAGCAUGGUUUGAAUUCUCAUGAUAUUCAGGCUCCGACGACGAACCCUUUAUACAAUAAUUCAUGGGAAGAACAAGCUUUCGCGGAAGACGCGGCUGGUCCUCUAGGAGGGUGCAUAUGGCCUCCACGCUCUUAUUCUUGCAGCUUUUGUAGAAGGGAAUUCCGGUCGGCACAAGCUUUAGGGGGUCAUAUGAAUGUCCACAGGAGAGAUAGAGCCAGACUAAAGCAGUCUCCAGGUUCCUGCAAUGAAACUCUCCAUCAUAACCGUCAAAAUGAUCAUCAUCACAACCCCAUCCAGAAUAAUUCCUUUACAUCUUUGGGCUUUCAGCACCCAUCUCAUCAGGUUUGUACUUUGGUUUAUAACCCUAACCCUAAUACUUCUGAUCAUCAUCCUGGUAUUGUGGCAUGUCCAUCCUCAUCAUCUCCUAGGGUUUCAUCGGCUCCACCAACUCAAGAAAAUUGUAUCCGUCUUCAUUCUUCUCCUAUUGUGCAAGAACACCAAAAGAGGUCCCCUGUUUCUUCCCCUCCAUUGUGGUCAAACAAAUACUAUUGUAUUUCUGAUCUGAAAACGGAAGAAGAGAAGAAUUCAAGAGUUCUAGAAUCAAGGUAUGGGGCAAAGGGGGAUUAUGUCACAAAUGAUUUGUCUGUGAGCUUGAAUUUGGUUGUCUGCCGAAGUCAUCAGACUGUUUCAGGUGGUGGUAAGGAGGAGAGUACAGCCAGUUGCAAGAGAAGGAGAAGUGAUGCAUCCCCGUUACCUUUCUUCCUAAAGGCAAGAUCAGUUGAUAGCCAACAUCUCCAAUCAAAGGUACUUGAAAUAAGCCCUAACUCUAUAGAGGACUUAGAUCUUGAGCUCAGGCUUGGCGAUCGACCUAAAAGGUAUGACUGUUGAACCUGAUCAGUGCUAAAAUGAACGAACUUCUGUUGUUUGAUUUCCCCACCUUUUGCUUUUUCCGUUUUCCCUUUGAUCUAGAGGUCAAGGCCUCUUUGCUUGGAGUUUGACCAACCGACUUUCUUGAGAUUUCAUGAAUUUGCAGGGUGUAACAAUAACACGAUGUAUAUCACAUAAAGCAUGAAAACUUCAUCAAAAGAAGGAUGAUAACAAUACAAAUAUAUAUAUAUAUAUGUCAGCUUGUUCUUAAUCAUACUAAUUAAUGAUAACUUCGUGUUUGUUUUUUUAGUCGAUCAUUACAAAAUGGUGUUUUGGAAAGUCUAAACUAGAGAUCGAUAUGAUUUCUUCCGUCCAA
This is a messenger RNA of Alnus glutinosa, 1588 nucleotides long. Its product is annotated as zinc finger protein 10-like. Bases 310 to 1233 code for a protein of 307 amino acids. The transcript has a single exon. Lineage: Eukaryota; Viridiplantae; Streptophyta; Magnoliopsida; Fagales; Betulaceae. The record is from RefSeq and is a predicted model, not a curated record.